AUGCCUCUUGGGCUGGAUGACGAUGAGCUUGAAGCCUCCAUUGGCAUGUACAAAUUGCAACUAAAACAAGGGCCCAAGGCUACACAUUCCCUCCAGGCGCAGGCUUCAGCAAAAGAUUCUCGCCUGCGAUCAGCGACAGGGCCAUCAACUCAACGCGGUUUGUUGCAUGUACGAGGAGAGGAUCAAGUGGAGAAGCAGUUACAGCGGCUCAGCGCCGUCGAAGAAGAGACGUUCAACAGCCACUUUCGUCCGCCUGUAACCAAUUCUACCGCCUCGCCAUGGUCUAAAGGAAACGUCCGCGAUCCGAGAGAAGGGAAAACGAGUACGACAGGCUGCAGUGACGAGAUGCAGCCUCGAAAACUGACCUGCAGCACUUCUCUCCCUCCCUUGGCAUCCCGUCGACUCUACUGUUCCGGGCCAGCCCUCCAAUAUCAGCGGACGCCUGUAAGAAAUCCUUGCCGUCGACGAUUCAGUUACGCAGAUGAGUUUGAGAAGGAGCUGCGAGACAUGGACGUGAAACACGGGUGCAGACCGAAGGCGACAUCUACUAGCAAGUCUUCCCACACUCGGACUCAAUCGGACUUGUCAUCGACAAGUUCAUCGCCGCCACAAAUUCAGAAGAGAGUCUCUUUUUUCUGGAAACUCAAGAAGAAUGUGCAUUCGCAUGGCUCGACUUCUUCCGCUGCAAAUACAGAGGCUGACUUUGAUGCCAAAGAACCUGCCACCAAUACUGAUGUAUCACCACGGCACGCGGGGAAACGGUCUACUCGCUUUGAACGGCUGGUCAAGCAGCUGCAGGGCUGCGGUAGUGACAGUGUUGGUUCCGCUCCUGGCGGCGGGGCUGGUCAACAUCAUCCUGGACAUGGGGAUAGGGAAAGGGAAUCGAGUGGUUGA
Molecule: messenger RNA, 894 nt
Organism: Fonsecaea multimorphosa CBS 102226
Lineage: Eukaryota; Fungi; Ascomycota; Eurotiomycetes; Chaetothyriales; Herpotrichiellaceae
Exons: 1
Coding region: 1-894 (297 amino acids)
Source: RefSeq, a predicted model, not a curated record